UCUGCUCCCACUUCUAUUCCUACUCCUAUUCCUACUACUGCUCCCACAACCCCGCCUCCACAGGCAGCAUCAGAGCCAUCAUGGAUCAAGAAGCAUUGGUAUGUCCCUCUGAUCAUUGCUUUGGUUGUGCUGGCCGCUAUCAUUGGACUGAUUAUACUGUGUUGUUGUCUUGGUGGCGGUGGCGAAGACAAGUACCUAUAUCCAAUGGCUACUAGAGAGGCCAGUGAUAUGCCUCUGCGUGCACGUGAAAUCACUGAUGACGAUGAUGAUUAUUAUAAUGAUAUUGAUGAUGACCGAGAUAUGUCCAUGGUUCCAUCAGAACCGAUGCCAACGGAAGAUAUUGAAUCGGAGAACGUAUCCGUGUACUCGGUUGCACAGAAUGAUAUUUACGGUGAUGGAGAUGUAUUCUCGCAGGGCAACCGGUAA
Messenger RNA from Trypanosoma theileri, 426 nucleotides. RefSeq lists its product as uncharacterized. The annotation marks the transcript as partial. The record is from RefSeq and is a predicted model, not a curated record. The transcript has a single exon. NCBI's taxonomy places the organism in Eukaryota, Euglenozoa, Kinetoplastea, Trypanosomatida, Trypanosomatidae.